Molecule: messenger RNA, 762 nt
Organism: Penicillium mononematosum
Lineage: Eukaryota; Fungi; Ascomycota; Eurotiomycetes; Eurotiales; Aspergillaceae
Exons: 5
Coding region: 1-762 (253 amino acids)
Source: RefSeq, a predicted model, not a curated record
AUGCCACCAACCUUCCAGUGUGGGAAGAUGAGCAAACCAGGGUAUCCUGGCGGUGGUAUCCCUUACUUCUCUAUCUAUCUCAACAGCUCUGACCCCAACAUCCCUCCUCUCGAUCCCAUCAAAGACGACAUCGUGAGACUCUUCCGCCAGCAGAAGGUCAACGCACAUGUUCAGGUCAUAAGCAGCACUGUCAUCGCCCCUCGUCGAGGGGACAACAAUGCAGGCACAUUAGGCGGACUUGUCACAUUGACUCAUGGUGGAAUUGUUCGCCGAGGCUUCCUCACGAGUCUGAACGAAUUCGGCUCACUCAAGGGAGGGGGUUAUUGCAUUAAAAACGGCCGUACCACUGGUGUUUCUGCAGGCAUCUGCAACGGACCAAAAGCGUACUGCAACUGGGACUCCAGAUGGGUGAUGUUAGCGCAAUACGCUACACAGAUAUAUUUUAUUGUCGCUAAGCUGUAUGAAGAGUACAUUGAGUACUUGGUUAAAGACACAUUCUCUAGGGAACCCCUCGCAGAUAGAGAUGAUGCUUCCUUUGACAACCUUGUCAAGAACCAUAAGCAUCUGCACGACCUUGCUGGGACACGUGUCCAAAUUGCUACCAGCGUUUCAUACCCCCUCGAUAGCAACGCAUAUCUAAUAAUGCGGCUACUAGGACCCUUCAGCAUUUAUUCCGCCGAAGAGAUGCUGGCCUUUGGUUUUCUUGUUGUCGCGCUUACCAUUGUCCAGAACCGGGAUUGGAAGAAGAGUAAGGAGGAUUAG